GUAAAAAUACAAAGAGAGUUAUACACCAAGAUAAAUAUUUUAGUCUUGAGUGUCCUUUUUAGUGAGUUGUUCCUUUUAUAAGAGAGGAAUUUUAAUUGUUGUUUUCUCCUUAUAUUUGAGAGCAGUGUACUCCCAUAUUUGAAUAGUGAAAUCCUUCUACCCCGUGGUUUUUCCUCUCUAUCUGUUAGAGGGGUUUCCACGUAAAAUUCUCGUGUCCAAUUUAUUUUCAUAUUUAUUGUCAUAUCAAACUUUAGUUGUGGUGCUUCCUCCCCCAAACACUUGUCGUGCUAGGUCAUUAAUUGAAGUCCCACAUUGCUUGAAGAAAUGUGUUAUUGUCUCCUUAUAUGGGUUUAAUCAAAUUUGAUGAUUUAAUUAUUGGGGUUGAGUUAGGCUUAAUGUCCAUUAUUGUAAUACGGUAUCAGAGUCACCAUCUCUAUUGUUGUGUUUUUCGAUGUGGGGACUUCAUGUUAUAGUGUCCAUGCUCUAGACACGUAGUCUUAACGUGCUAAGUGUUAAUUGAUGUCCCUACAUUUGUUGAGGAAAUGUGUUUUCAUUUUCUUAUAGUCUUCGACUAUCCUUUCAUCCUGAGCUACCUUUGUGGCUGAAGUAAACACAAGGUCUAUUUUCACCCAACUAGAUACAUCAUUAGUGCUUUCUAGUGCCCCGUGUUAUGUCGUCUAAAUUCAAAUUUCCAGUUCUGAGUGUGUGGGGAAUGAUGUUAUAUAGUCUUUUCCAAUGCCUCGUGUAAUAUUGUCUAAGCUUGAAUUUCUAGUUCUAAGCAUGUGGAGAGUGCUAAACGCCUACACAUUGGUUGAGAUAAUAAGUUGUUGUCUUAAUUUUACGGUGUUCUUGAUGAUUUUGAGUUAUUAUAAUUUAUAUCCUCGUUUCUUUAUUUAUGGGCAGGUCUAGAGGGUAAGACCUUCUCAUGUCACGCAGAAGCCUUAGGUAAUGAAAGACAGGUCAUUGGAACUCAAAGGAUGGCAUAAGCAAUUCUUUUGCAGGUUGUUCUCAAGAAGCCCAAGAAACGUGGAAGCUGUAAAAAGAAAAUGGCAAUGAUGCCCAAUCUUUAUGACCAAAUUGAUUUAGCAACAUCUGCCAAAUAUCGAGCAGAGGAGGUCCAAUCAAGAUUGAGCACUAAAUAUCCGAGCUUUAUGAAGCCAAUGAUCAGAUCAAAUGUUAGUGGAGGUUUCUGGCUAUCUCUUCCAAGGUUAUUCUGCCAGCUGCAUAUGCCACGGCAUGAUAUAACCGUUACUUUGGUAGAUGAAAGCCAGGAAGAAUUUAAAACAAAAUAUCUUGCUGAGAGGAAUGGACUCAGUGGCGGAUGGCGGGGUUUUUCGCUUGCACAUGACUUAGUGGAGGGAGAUGUUUUAGUUUUUCAGUUGUUCAGAUUCUGCAAAUUGAAGGUGUAUAUGGUCAGAGCCAAUUAUUUGGCUGAAGUUGACGCUGCACUUGUUCUUCUCCAUUUAGAUGCUCACCAAAAACAAAUUAAUCCUGUGCACCAAAGGCAGGAUAAUAGAAGUAUGAAACGAGUUGGGAUCAAGCGUCAAAGACUUUCCUCACAAGAAGGGGAUGAUUGUCCCCAAGAAAACAUAUUACACAAACAUAGUCAUCCGAGGAAUACGUUCAAGGAGCUUGAUCUACUACCUUCAAAAGGACUGGCCUAUGAAACUCUUAGCAUUGUGGAUGCAGUAAAAGCCAGCAAACUCAAUGACCCUCCUACUUUCUCAUCCUGGAAAACAAGGCCAACCGAACUUGAGCAGUUAGAGUUCAGACCAUUUUCGGGUGGGUACUCCAUUGAACCAGCUUUGGCCCUAUCAGGGGCAGAAAUGGUAUUUAGGCCGUGAACACGUCUGCACCUAUUGUCUCUGACUUUAUCUAUAGUGUUGACGUUGUAUACAAAUGGAUUGUAAAAUCUUUUUACACCAGUGUAAGUUUAGUUAUAGCAAGUCAUGGCUUUAUUAGCCAAAUUACAGUAUUAGGCUUAAUAUGAAGAGUUACUUAUUAAUGUAAAUCAACUUAACCUGAUAGGGUAAAA
This is a messenger RNA of Solanum dulcamara, 2035 nucleotides long. RefSeq names its product B3 domain-containing protein At5g42700-like. The record is from RefSeq and is a predicted model, not a curated record. The transcript is spliced from 7 exons. The coding region runs from base 1047 to 1844 and encodes 265 amino acids. Lineage: Eukaryota; Viridiplantae; Streptophyta; Magnoliopsida; Solanales; Solanaceae. Gene Ontology annotation, molecular function: DNA binding.